AUGGCCCCAUCUCCGGCAGCCGGAAAGCAGACAGGCACACCCAAGACCCCGACCAAGAUCUCAAGAAACCAAGGCAAGACGCCACAGAAGCCCGGAUCAGCAGCGUCUGCCAGCCGACCUGCGCCAUCGACACCAAAGGCAUCGCAGGCAUCGAAGCCGGCGACAGGAUCCCCAAAAGUUCCAUCGCGCCCAAGUGUAGGCCAGAAAGCACAAGAAGCUGGCGACGAGGCCCAGGAUCAGUCCGAGAGCGCUGCCGACGAUGCUCAAGACAAGGCUCAGCAAGCGCAGAGCAGUGUUGAGAUGAAGGACGAUGACGAUGACGACGGCGAUGAAGGGCCCAUGAGCAAGGUUAGCCAGACUGGGCAGGAGGCCCAGGAAGGUCUUGGGCAAGCCGCGCCCGAACCAAUUGAUGACGAUGAAGACGACACGGUUGGUGGCGCAACUCAGGAAGCCAAGCAGACCGCCGAAGAAGCUGGCGACGAAGCAGAGGAUGUUGCAGAUGAUGCGACAGAAAAGGCGGGCGAGACGGCCCAAUCAACCGACGACAACGACGAGGACCAGGAAGAAGGUAACGAGGAGGAGGGAGCGCUUGGCGGCGCAAAGCAGGCCGCUGGCGAAGCAGCGGACACCGCUGGUAAAGCCACCGAGGAUCCCGAAGGCGCAGCUGAUGAUGCCAAGAAGGGCGCAGAGGAGACUGCGGAAGACGCCAAGGAGACCGCGGAGGAGGGCGUUGACGAAGCGCAGAAAGUUGCUGGCGAUGCUGGUGACCAGACUGCUCAAGCUACCGAAGGUACCGAAGGUACCGAAGAGGCGACCGAUGGCGUCAAGGACCAGACUGCUGAAGCUACUGGAGACGCCGAAGAGGCGGCCGAUGGCGUCAAGCACGAAGCUGAAGAGCAGACUGGCCAGGAGCAUCCCGAAAUUCAAGUCCCAGAAGGCCUCCCUGUCGACCUUUCCGUUCUCAAAGGCCUCGAAGUCCAAGAAGAUGGCCUAGUGACGGACAAGGAGGGCAACCCCAUCGGCAAGCUCGCGGAAGGCGAUGCAGAAGACCUCGCUGGGUACCCCAUUGGCGACGAUGGCGAAAUUAUUGACGACGACGGAGAUCUUGUAGGUCGUGUCGAGCUCCUGCCAGACGAGGUCAAGCGACAGCUUGAAGAAGCUCAACAGCAAGGCGAAGAGCUACCUGAAGGAGCUGAGGAGUUCCUCAGCCAGUACGAAGGCCAAGCCGAAGGCGCUGUCGAUGGCGUUGAAGACGAAGUCGACGAGUACGGCAACCUGCCGCCUCUUUCCAUUCUGGAGGGCCUCACCUGUCAAAUCGAUGGAAUCAUCUACGAUGCUGAUGGAAACACUGUUGGUCGCGUUGUUGAUGGCGACCCACAAGAGCUCCAGAAUGCCGUUCUCAACGACCAAGGCGAGUUUGUUGAUGACGACGGAAACGUCGUUGGCUACGCCGAGGUUCACGACGAUGCGGAGGAGCUCGUUGAACAAGGCAUCUAUGAGCCACGCCAAGCUCAGCAGCAAGCUGAGGACGCCGUCGAGGGUGCUGAAGAUGAAGUCGAUGGUGUAGCCGACGACGCCGAGGAAGCUGCCGACGGUGUGCCAGAAGAGAUCGAGGAUCAGCUCCCUGGCAUUGAAGCUCUCGAGGGUAAGGAGCUCAACGAAGCCGGAGAUAUCCUUGAUGAAGAGGGCAAUGUCCUAGGCAAUGUUGAGGACGAGGACCUCAAGCAGAAGAUUGCUGACGGCGAGAUCGACCCGAACACGCUCAAGAUCGACGAAGAAGGCAAUGUCCUUGACGAGGACGGAAACGUCCUUGGCAAGACUGAGCUCGCCGAAGGUGCUGCUGAGAAGCUGCAAGCCGCCCAGCAGACUGUACUCGACUUCCGAAUCCUCAACGGCAAGCGCGUCAACAAGAAGGGCAAGAUUCUGGAUGACGAUGGCGAAGAGAUUGGAGAGCUUGCCGACGGCGAACUCUCGCAAUGCGCCGGAGCCCACUGCAAUGACAAGGGCGAGGUCCUGAACAAGCAAGGCGAGAUCGUCGGGCACGUUCGCGUCGUACCCGGCGAGGCUGCUGAGAACGCCACCAAAGAACUGCUUGAAGAGCUUGGCGAAGCAGAGCAAGAGGCGGAAGAGGAGGCGGAAGAGGAGGCUGAGCCUCUAAUGGAAGAGCCAGACCUUUCAAUUUUGGAAGGUCUGAAGGUCAACAAGAAGGGACAAGUCCUUAACGAGGAUGGCGAGCCCAUUGGUGAGCUCACUGCUGGCGAAUUGUCGCAAUGCGCAGGCAAGAAGCUCAAUGCCAUCGGUGAGGUACUGGACAAAGACGGGAAUGUCAUCGGCCACGUGCGCACUUUGCCGCAGGAAGUCGAACAGAAGACAACGACUCCGGAGCUCUCGAUCUUGGAUGGCCUGAAGGUCAACAAGAAGGGUCAAGUCCUCAAUGAGGACGGCGAGCCAAUUGGCGAGCUUACCAGCGGUGACCUGUCUCAGUGCGCUGGCAAGAAGAUCAACAGCAAAGGCGAGAUCAUCGACGCUGACGGCAAUGUUCUCGGCACCGUGCGCACUCUGCCUGUCGAGGGCGGCGAAGAAGAAGAAGAAGCCCAAGAAGAGGAAGCUGCAGAGGGUGAAGGUGAGGAAGAGGAAGGAGAGGGCGAGCCAGAACUGCCUCCUCUCUCUAUCCUUGAGGGACUCACUGUCAACAAGUCCGGAAAGCUCCUCGACGACGAGGGCAAUGUUGUCGGCGAGCUCACUGAGGGUGACGCGAAGAAGCUGUCCAAAGCUGGUACCACUUGCGAUGCAGAGGGCCAGUUCUGGGACAACAAGGGCCAUGUCAUCGGCCGCGCCGUCACUCUCCCUCAAGAGCCUGCCGAGGAGGAAGCUCCUUUCGCUGGUCUCGAAGGACUGCAUGUCGUCGAAGACGGCUGGGUACAAGAUGAGAACGGAAACACCGUUGGAUACCUGACCGAGGGCGAGGCCGCCAAAUUGCUUGGCCGUGAGGUUGAUGAGGACGGCGAUGUCAUCGACAAGAAGGGCUCUGUUGUUGGCCAUGCCGAGCGCUACGUCCCAGAAGAGGAAGAGCAGGCAGAGGAAGAGCCCGCCGAUCUCUCUUUCCUGCAAGGCAAGACUGUCACGAAAGCCGGUCUGGUCAUUGGCGAUGAAGGCAUCCCUGUCGCUCGCUUGGUCGAGGGCAAUGCCAAGGACUUGACUGGCCGCGAACUGGAUGCUGAAGGACAGUUCUGGAAUGACAAAGGCCAGGUGGUCGGUCGCAUCGAACUCAUUCCGGAGGAAGAGCGCGAGGCUAAGCCUGAGGGUCCCUUCGCCGGCUUGGACGACCUCCGUGUUAUCGAGGGCGGUAAGAUUGCUGAUGAGGACGGAAACGUCGUCGGCGAGAUAACCGAAGGCAAUCCCAAGCGCCUCGUUGGCUUGUCUGUGGACGAGGACGGAGACAUUGUCGACAAGUACGGCAAUGUGAAAGGUCACGCCGAGCCUCUCCCUGAGGAAGAGCCUAUGGACUACACCAUUUUGGAAGGCUUAACGCUGAACAAGUCUGGCUUUGUUGUUGAUGAGAACGGAAUACCAUUUGGCAAGCUCGUGGAGGGCAAUGCUACCGAGCUCGCCGGCCGCAAGACUGACGAGAGUGGCUACAUCUACAACGACACAGGCAAGAUUGUCGGACGGUGCGAACCACUCCCAGAGGAAGAGCGUGUGGCGAAGUCUGAAGGACCUUUUGCCGGCCUCGACGGAUUGCACGUCAUUGACGCGGGCAAGGUGGCCGAUGAGAACGACAAUGUCGUUGGCCAGAUUGUUGAGGGAGAUGCUAAGAAGCUUCUCGGCAUGCACGUGGACGAAGACGGCGACAUUGUCGAUAAGUUCGGCAACGUCAAGGGCCAUGCAGAGCCUCUCCCCGAAGAAGAAGCCAUCGACUACACCAUCCUCGAUGGAUUGACCCUCAACAAGCAAGGAUUCGUCGUGGACGCCAAUGGUAUUCCAUUCGGUCGCAUGGUCGAGGGUAACCCCAACGAGCUCGCAGGACGACAGUGUGACGAGCAAGGCUUCAUCUACAACGACCGCGGUAAGCCUGUUGGUAAGUGCGAGCCCAUCCCGGAAGAGGAGCGUGUCGCCAAACCGGAAGGACCAUUCGCAGGACUCGAAGGCCUCCACGUCGUCAAGGAGGGCAAAGUCGAGGAUGAGAAUGGCAAUGUGGUAGGUGAAAUCACCGAGGGCCAUGCUAAGCGCUUGGUGGGCAUGAAGGUCGAUGAUGAUGGUGAUAUCAUUGACAAAUUCGGAAACACCAAAGGCCACGCCGAACCGCUGCCGGAAGAGGAGGAGGUCGACAAUAGCCCUCUGGACGGGAAAUACCUCAACAAGCAGGGAUACGUGGUCGACGAAAAGGGCAUUCCUUUCGGACGGCUUGUCGAAGGAAGCGCGUCUGAGCUGGCUGGCAGGAAGUGCGACGAAAACGGGUACAUCUACGGCGAUACCGGCAAGGUUGUGGGUCGCUGUGAGAUCCUGCCUGAGAACGAGAGAGUUGCUCGUCCAGAGGGACCAUUCGCAGGGCUCGAAGGACUGCGAGUCGUCAAGGACGGAUUCAUCGAGGAUGAAGAUGGCAACCGCGUCGGCCAGUUGGUGGAUGGUGACUCGAAGAGACUGGUCGGCCUCGCUGUCGAUGAGGAUGGUGAUAUCAUCGACAAGUAUGGUAAUGUCAAGGGUCACGCCGAGCCAUGGGAAGAAGAGGAAGUACCAGAAGUUGAUCUGUCUCAACUCAUGGGUACAACCAUCAACAAGGCCGGAUACGCUGUCGAUGGCAGUGGCAAGAUCAUCGGACAGGUUGCUGAGGGCGACCCGAACAUCAUGAUCGGCAAGAAGGUUGAUGGCCAAGGUCAGAUCUGGGACGAUGCCGGCAAUGUAAUCGGCCGCUGCGAGCUCGCUCAGGGCGUUGGUGGCCCAGAGGGACCUUUUGCCGGCUUCGACGGCCUUCAGAUCAACAAAGACGGCACUGUGACUACCGCUGCGGGCGACAUUGUCGGUCGCGUCAUCGAGGGCGACAUCAAGAAACUGCUCGGUCAUACUGUGGACGAGGACGGAGACAUCAACGACAAGAACGGAAAUACCAUCGGCAAGGCUGAGAGAUGGGAGCCUGAAGAGAAGGAGAGGCGCGUCAACCCCAUGUCCGGCAAGCGCGUCAACAGGGAGGGCGAAGUCCGCGAUGAGAACGGAGACCUCAUGGGCAAGCUCACUAUGGGUGACCUCGGACACUGCGUGGGACAGGAAAUCGACGACGCCGGAAAUGUCGUCGACGUCGAGGGCAACAAGAUCGGUGAGGUCACUCUCAUCGAGAACAUCGACGAAGACGAGUACGAGGGUCCCACCGAGGAGGAACUCGAAGAGGCCCGCAAGCGUGAAGAGGAGCGCGAGGUCGCCGAGAAGAUGGGCGCCAUCGCCUCGCAGACGCUGGAGCGCAUGCAGCCCAUCUGCAAGCAGAUCAAAGACUACAUGGACAAGGCCGACGCCACACCGAAGGAUGAAUUGGACGAGGAAGAGCUAGUCAACAACGUCAAGCCUCUGAUCGAGGAGGGUGGACGCAUUCUGCAAGAAUGCAAUGGCUCCCUGCGAGGUCUCGACCCCGAUGGCCGCAUCGCCGCCCAAGCCAAGGGUCGCGCUGGCACUGGUGAGGCCACGCCAGAGGAAUUCCGCCUCGCGGAGACGCUCAAGGAGCUCACCACCACCGUCGUCACCACCAUCGAUGACGCCAAGAAGAAGCUGAACAACAUGCCUCACGCGAAGAAGAAGCUCAACCCUCUGUGGGGCCUCAUGACGCAGCCUCUGUUCCAGAUCCUGGCUGCUGUCGGUCUCCUGCUGUCUGGCGUGCUCGGUCUCGUCGGCCAGCUCCUCAAUGGCCUGGGUCUCGGCGGCCUGGUCAACGGCCUGCUCGGUGGGCUGGGCAUCAACAAACUCCUCGCCUCGUUUGGUCUAACCGACGACGACGACAAGAAGAAGAAGAAGAAGGGCGCCGGCGGCAGCAAGCUCUCCUCGCUGCCUAUCGUGGGUGGUUUCUUGGGUGGAAGUAAGUAACAUCACCUGCAGCACACACCUUCUGACGCGACAUCCGCACACCUCACCGCAUCCUUUCUACCACGAGCACAAGAAUAAGAAACAAGCACAAAAACAAUUGCACAAGCACAAGCACACAUGCACCAAAGGGAAAGGGGAAACGCAUCGUGCCGCGUCACCUCCACUCACCCAGCCAGCCAAAAAAAGAAAGGCGAAUUCUAACUUGUUUUCGCUUCUUCGCUUUAGAUGGAGGAUCGACCGCAGGCAUACCCUUCAUGUCAGGCAAGAAGAAAGACGUGGGAGGUGUCGCCGACGGAGCGCAGGAGUCCAAGGAUGCGAUUGCCUCGGCGACGACGGGCAAGUAA
Lecanosticta acicola is the source of this 6410-nucleotide messenger RNA. NCBI's taxonomy places the organism in Eukaryota, Fungi, Ascomycota, Dothideomycetes, Mycosphaerellales, Mycosphaerellaceae. The record is from the annotation of a GenBank genome assembly.